Uloborus diversus is the source of this 2743-nucleotide messenger RNA. It is a transcript of the gene Not3, whose product is annotated as CCR4-NOT transcription complex subunit 3-like. Gene Ontology annotation, cellular component: CCR4-NOT core complex; nucleus; P-body. The transcript is spliced from 16 exons. Bases 120 to 2405 code for a protein of 761 amino acids. Gene Ontology annotation, biological process: nuclear-transcribed mRNA poly(A) tail shortening; regulation of DNA-templated transcription. Lineage: Eukaryota; Metazoa; Arthropoda; Arachnida; Araneae; Uloboridae. The record is from RefSeq and is a predicted model, not a curated record.
UGCGAACAAAGCUGUGUAAAAUCUUUACAAACCUGAAAUUUAAUAUUUUUAUCACUCUGAAGAACAUUUUAUUGUCAGAUUACUAUGUUACUGACGUUUCUACAUGCAUACUCAUAGCUAUGGCCGAUCGGAGGAAAUUACAAGGAGAAAUUGAAAGGUGUUUGAAAAAGGUCAGUGAAGGUGUUGAGACAUUUGAAGACAUCUGGCAGAAAGUCCAUAAUGCCACGAAUACGAACCAAAAAGAAAAAUAUGAGGCUGAUCUUAAGAAGGAAAUUAAAAAACUACAAAGGCUACGUGAUCAGAUCAAAACUUGGAUGGCAUCCAGUGAAAUUAAAGACAAAAGAAUACUCUUAGAAAAUAGAAAAUUAAUUGAAACGCAAAUGGAAAGGUUUAAAGUUGUUGAGCGAGAGACAAAAACCAAAGCUUAUUCGAAAGAAGGUCUGGGUGCUGCACAAAAAUUAGAUCCUGCACAAAAAGAAAAAGAUGAGAUUACCAAUUGGUUAGCCGCCUCCAUAGAAGGAUUAAAUAUUCAGUUAGACCAGUUUGAAAGUGAAAUUGAAUCUCUGAGUAUUGUUUUAAAGAAGAAGAAAAAUGACAAAGAUAAAUUAGACAGAACAGAAGAAUUAAAAGCUUGGGUAGAAAAGCAUAGGUAUCACAUAAAACAGCUUGAAACACUUAUGAGAAUGUUGGACAAUAGUACUGUUGAUGUCGACCAAAUUAAAAAAAUUAAAGAUGAUGUUGAGUAUUAUAUAGAAAGUUCUCAGGACCCUGAUUUUGAAGAAAAUGAGUUUAUUUAUGAAGAUCUCCAACUGGAAGAUAUGCAAGAAUUCUUGUCAAAGGCUAGACUGUGUAGUGAUGAUGAAAGUUCUCAGAGGUCUAAUUCUCCAACAUCUACAAAUUCCAGUUCUCCAACACCUAGUCCAGGCUUAACUAAUCAUUCCAAGUCAAAUAACACUGAAAUUAUUGAAAAAGAAGGGUCUACUACACCUGUUAAACCUGUUGCUGUUAGGACACAAUCUUCAAGCUCUUUAUUGGGUACUGUACAAAACAAUAAAGGAGCUUUAACAUGUGUUUCAAGAAAUAACAGUAACUCAUCUGAGAGUAGUGUAAGUAGUUCUCCUCCUCUAAAUCAUCACAAUAGUCAUUUUGUUAUAUCUCCUGCCCCGCCUACAACUCCAUAUGCAAUUGCAGCUUCCGGAAAUUCAUCUGUAAAAGAGGAAAACUUUCAUGUGGUUCAUAAUUCUUCUUCUUCCGAAAGCAAUAGCAGCAGCAGUAACAACAAAACUUUAACAAACUGUGUCGACUCCCCACCUUCAAACAAUAGCUCCGAAAGUAAUCCAAACCACACGGAUUCAAGUUUAUCUCCUAGCAACAUGUUCGCAUCAGCCAUCCUAGACCAGAUAUCCGGUUCAAGUUUUUCUCAACAGCUCUCGCAGGCCCAGCAGCAGCUGCAAAACUACUCAAUACCAAGCUCCAUUUCGUUGAACAGUAGCGUCCAUUAUACCACCAGUUCAUCCUCGUGUGUGGACAGUGUGAUCAAGCCCCCUACAACGGUUAGUGCAAGUACGUCCUCCGUUACAUGUUCCUCUGCAGCCAGCAGUGCAUUGUACAGUGCAGCUGCUGCUACGGGUUCUACUACUGUACGCAGUAGUUCGGUGCAACCUCCUAACAGUCCCCCAAUUUCAUCUUGCAAUGUGAUAGGAAGCAAUGUUUCUCAGUCAACAAUUAACUGUUUAAUGAUGAAUGGACCUGUUUCUCCUAAGGUUACAAAUCAAAUGUAUAAUUUACCAUCAAUUUCGGGAGUGAGUGAAGAACCGAUGUCUUCGCUAAAGUCAAUGGCUGAACAAGCUGUUUUAAAUGCUGGUUUAGAAACUCAUCUUCCCCAGUCACCAUCACCAUCUUUAGCAGAGAGAGAAGCUCAUAUACCACCUCUAUUAGGAGUCGCUCCACUUGGCCCAAUAACAUUAAGUAAAGAAUGCUAUCAACAAAUUCGAAUCUUAGAAGUUGCUCAAAGGCACAUGCCUCAUCCAUCAGAUUCAGAAAGGCUACGGCAAUAUCUUCCUCGCAAUCCAUACCCAACACCUUCAUAUUAUCCUCAAGGCUUACCUCACUGUGACACUGUGGAGUUCUUCCAGCGACUGUCCACAGAAACAUUGUUUUUUAUUUUUUAUUAUAUGGAGGGAACAAAAGCACAAUAUUUAGCAGCUAAAGCAUUGAAAAAGCAAUCGUGGAGGUUUCACACAAAGUAUAUGAUGUGGUUUCAAAGGCAUGAAGAACCAAAAACAAUCACAGAUGAAUAUGAACAGGGCACAUAUAUUUAUUUUGACUACGAAAAAUGGGGCCAAAGAAAGAAGGAAGGGUUUACAUUUGAAUACCGGUAUCUUGAGGAUCGAGACUUAAACUAAUGUAUAGUUGUAUUGCAUGUGCAGCAUUCACUCAAAUUGUCAUUGGCGAAUGUUGAAAAAGUAUGUGCUUUCUGAGUGUUCAACACUCCAGCCUGAAGAAAGCCUGGCAGCGUGACUGUUGUUUUGAGUACUGGUCUUUCAACUGCCUUUGUGUCCUCACUGCCAGUCACAACGGAUCUAUCCUGCCACGCUUUCUCAUUUUUUUCUGUUGUUGUUUUAAUCUUGUAUUGUUCAAAGCAGUGCAAAUGGGUUGAAAACUUGUAGAAACGUCUGAUUAGUCCUUGAAUUGUGUAAGGGCUGAUAUAUACAAGCAACUUCUAAGGGUUCUUUUUAUUUAU